Nymphalis io (European peacock) is the source of this 521-nucleotide messenger RNA. RefSeq lists its product as uncharacterized. The record is from RefSeq and is a predicted model, not a curated record. Lineage: Eukaryota; Metazoa; Arthropoda; Insecta; Lepidoptera; Nymphalidae. The coding region runs from base 3 to 521 and encodes 172 amino acids. The transcript has 2 exons.
CCAUGAAAAGGUACGCUUGGAAAAACGGUUCGAAUAAUAUUGGCCAAGCAAUCCUAAACAAAUAUUGCCUCACAUCACAAAGAUGCUGCUGGUUACCUCCGAAAGCUGCAACGAUCGUAAUCGCUUUAAUUGGUAUAUUACAAAGUUCAUUACAUAUUUUAUUUUUUUUCACUGGCGCUGAUAUUCUCGCUCAUGCUGGAGUACGUGAAAUUAUUAUCCAAAUAAUUAUUCAUACUUACGCUAUUGUAGGUAUUUUGUUAUUUUCAUUACAUAUUUUGCUACUAAUCGCUGCAGUAAUAUAUAGCGAACCUUUAAUUUUAUUAUACCAAUGGUUUAUGAUUUUUUAUAGCGUAAUAAUUAUUAUUUUCGUUUUAUUUAUGAGUAUGAGUAGUGAUUUAAUUUCAGCUAUAAUUCUAUGCUCAUUUUAUAUCAUGUACUGGACUCUGUUUUAUAUUAUCAUUUUCCCCGUUAUAAACGGUUUCAGAAGGAAUAUACAUACAAUUGUAAUAGUGAUAACAUGA